Messenger RNA from Postia placenta MAD-698-R-SB12, 615 nucleotides. RefSeq lists its product as hypothetical. The transcript has a single exon. Lineage: Eukaryota; Fungi; Basidiomycota; Agaricomycetes; Polyporales; Adustoporiaceae. The coding region runs from base 102 to 320 and encodes 72 amino acids. The record is from RefSeq and is a predicted model, not a curated record.
GAUGAUCAGACACGUUUGAUUCCAGAGCACGAAGAAGCAGAAAAAACCAAUAGCAAUGUGCAGAACUACAGCGUCAUACAGUACUCUCAGAUAUUAAAGGUAUGCCUACUGUGACAAGACCGGUGUCCGCCCAUCAUGGGUAUAUGGCUCUUAUGGCCGAGGCGUUUGCUGUGCUCCUAUACUUUCAACGUGACUCCGUCCGACGAUGUGAUCGCCUUGCCGAUUACGCGCUCCCAGCUUGGUCGAGUCGUACGGCACAUCGCCCAAAUUUGUCAGAUCGCGCCAGCGCUGUCACUGGUCAGCGUGCACAUGAGUGGUAAUCGCAAAGCACUCCGUUGAUGAAUAACCCGCUGCACCGUCAGUCCCGACAUGACGUCAAGCCGACGAAUCGGAACGUCGGCGCGGGCAGAUGCUCGCCAGGCAUCAAAAACGCGCUGAUACGCUCGCGGCGCCAUCUGGCGCCAGAUAGGAAUACAACUUCUCGUAGCGAGGAGCAGUGCUUGCCCCAAGAGCUCAGGUACGCUUCUUCGCGUGCACGAGGAGGCUGUGAGCCCGAACCGCUGGCCGCUGAGCCCGGUCGACUAAUAGGAAAGGGCGACGGGAGAGGGGUCGGCA